AUGGCGUCUAUAGGAGCCGUCAUAGAGGCUAAAUUUGGUGUUUAUAACACGUGUAUUAUACGUGUAAUAAUACGUGUAUAUGAUAUUCUAACACACACGUAUCACUUGUGUACCUUCCUCUUCUCUUACACUGAUGCACCAUCUUCCUGGAUCAUAUUUCAUUCCACUGUAUAUUAUUCUCCAGCUGGUACUGAUGCUGUAACUACAGUAACUGGAUACAGAGGAGGAUCAGUUCAGAUUAAAUGUCCCUAUGAAUCUGGAUAUGAAGAUAACAACAAAUAUCUCUGCAGAGGUGAAUGUUCCUAUGUGGGGAAUAAAGACAUUCCUGUUAAAUCUGGAUCUCCUGCUGAAGACCCCAGAUUUUCUCUGUAUGAUGACAAAACAGCCCGAGUCUUCACCGUCAGCAUCACUGAUCUGAGACCUGAGGAUGGAGACACUUACUGGUGUGUGAUAGAGCGGACAUUGAAAGAUAUUUACACAGAGAUUCUACUGCAGGUUAAAACAGUUGAUCCCACCAUCAGUUCUGUCUCACACACCACACACUUCACUCCAACCCAUGGGGACACGACACAUUCAGUAACAGAUAAGUUACUAACUUAUACUCUCCACAAAACCUCCAUCACUCCCUCAUCUCAGGGAUUCACAACUAUACCCCAAGUCACAACUGUUGUGUCUGUUGCUCUAGUGCUGCUUCUCAUUGGCCUUUUAUCAGCUGGAGUGAUACGGUGGAAAAAAAAGACCAAAGGCUCUGGAACAGUGACACAAUCUACCAGAGAGACAAAUGAAGAUUAUGAAAAUGAUCAAAAUUUACUUCCUGUUCAAACAAGAGUAAAAGUCAGUUUACCUGAAUCUGUCUACAUAGGUUUAGACCCAACCACCUGCCAAUCAGAUUCAGUCUAUCAGACUCUGUCAAGUACUAAUAACCAAUCAGAUUCAGUCUAUCAGACUCUGUCAAGUACUAAUAACUAAUCAGAUUCAGUCUACCAGACUCUGUCAAGUACUAAUAACCAAUCAGAUUCAGUCUACCAGACUCUGUCAAGUACUAAUAACCAAUCAGAUUCAGUCUACCAGAUUCAGUCCCAUAUCAAAAAACAUUAAGAUUCUUGAUACUUCUGUUCACCAUCCAAGUGGACUGGUUUGAGCUGUCAAACUGAUUAAUGUAGCCCCAUUGUUUGUUUUUUUUUUCUUUUUCCUGUGAAUUUACUCUUUUGUGCUUCGGAUCUUUUCAAUAGUUUUUUUUUUUUUUUAUGGAGGACAAAUCACACACUCUUUGCAUUGUAUGUUUGCUAGUGGAGCUCUCAAGGUAGCUGGUCACGUGAAUUAUGAGAGUUGCUCUCUGAAAAAAUUCAGCUCAUGUCUGGCUUUAUUUUCAAGCCUGGCACUUGAUUCCCAUGUUUCAGGCCAUGGCUCAUCAUGGGGCUCACAGUUGGUGGAGUAUGAGAUAGUGAAUCCUCUUUCUCUUUCACUCUCCUGCAACUCCAAAGGUCACAUUUUGGACUUUGAAGCUUGUUUCACAAUUUCUUCCUAUCGAAACAACAACCUAAUGUUGUCUUUUACAUCCUUUGAACAGUUGGUAAAGUGUUGUAAUCCCCAAAUCAGAUUUAAUAGGUAUUUGCAACUUUGGAACUUUAUCGAAUUGAAUUUUAAUUAUUUCUCAUAUUGCCCUCCAACUUCUUUAAUGUAAAUCAGUCCAAAAACAGGCUCUAAGCAGGAUCUACAGUAUGAUGCACUUAACAUGUAUGAUUCAACAUCUUUAGAUCUACUCAAUAAUAAUACAGAGACAGGCGUAGACGAGCCAUAUUCAGAAAACUGGUACAAAAUAAUUCAGAGAAUUUUUUAAUCAGCCAUUUGCCUUAGACAUUCUGUAAUACAAUUUGGACUAAAGUCAGACUUUUUAAGAUUAAAGCUGGCAGAUCCCACAUGAUAGAUCAGUGUUACUCAUUGCACGGCCCGCAAGCCUCCUGCGGCUCGCCAAACUUUAAUGUGCAGUAAAUGGCAGUAAAUAAUACGAUGAUAUGAUCAUGUGGUUAAAAUUUAUUUUUCAUUUAAAUAACAAUUUUUCAUUUUCAUUUAAAUAAAAAUUAUAUAUAUAUAUGUUACGGGUGUCGAGCCAUAACACAACGUACAUAUAUAACCUGUAUUGUGUGUGUGUGUGUGUGUGUGUGGUAUUAUAGUUUAUUACUAAUUAUCAUCCUGUCCCCAUAUAUUUUAUUGCCCCUACACCACUCCAUGAAAGUGUUUUUUUAACAACCAUUUAGUCAGCUAAGUUUAUUGAUCAUGAAUAUAUACUGUAUCGUGUGCUGAUGGUGUGAGUUGCCAUGCUGGACAUGUUGGUCUGAAGUCAUAUGAUAAACUCUGGGAUGAAGAGACCCUCCUGACUCUCUGAGUAGGAAUUCUGAGUUGAGGUCCUAGUUUUCUUUGUUUUUCCUCUGAGUUCUGAGCUUUAGUCAAACACAGCAUGACGUCCUGAUUGGCACACUGUGAUCCUGGAAUAGACUCCUGACUCACUGUGACUCUGACCAGGAUGAAGCACAUGUAUAUAUCACAGUACAGCUACUUUAACCAGCCAAAAGCUACUUAAAUACAUUGUUUUAUUUUGUCUCACUGCAAAUUAACAUAUAAAACAUAUGAUGUCACUUUGGAUGUGAAGAACUCAUGUCAGUAUUUAAAUAUAUUUACUCUGUGUGUGAAUUCUGUAACCACAUGACUGUUAUUGUGAAUAAAGGACAAACUUCUGCUGCAA
Molecule: messenger RNA, 2743 nt
Organism: Tachysurus vachellii
Lineage: Eukaryota; Metazoa; Chordata; Actinopteri; Siluriformes; Bagridae
Product: CMRF35-like molecule 1
Exons: 7
Coding region: 1-969 (322 amino acids)
Source: RefSeq, a predicted model, not a curated record